AUGACCGCCCUCCUGCAAACGACAUAUCUCGGCCAAGUCCAGGGCAAGAAUAUUGACGGCGUAACACAUUAUCGUGGCAUUAAAUAUGCUUCUCUGAGGAAUAGGCUCGCAGAUGCAGAGUUGAUUGCCUCCAGAACGCCUGAAGAAGGUAUUUUGGAUGCUACAAAAGAUGGACCAACAGCUCCUUCUCUCAUCAAUGGGUGUGAAUUUGAACAAAGUGCCAUUCAGCAAACAUUACCUAAGAAGGAGCUACCGCAAUCCGAUACAGAAUGUCUUAAUCUGAAUAUCGCUGUACCAGAGGGAACGACAUCUGCCUCAAGGCUUCCGGUCCUGUUGUUUAUUCAUGGUGGAGGUCUGAAUAUUGGUGCCAACUCGUGGCCACAGUUUGACUGGACCCGUGUGAUCAACCUAUCAGUCGAGAAAGGCGUUCCUAUCUUGGCUGUUGGACCCAAUUAUCGCCUCGGUGCAUUUGGAUUCUUGACUUCCGACGAACUUCGCGCAGCAGGUUACAAGGCCAACAAUGGCUUCCGUGAUCAACGGACUGCUAUUGAAUGGGUGCAUAGACAUAUUCGCGACUUUGGCGGUGACCCAGAUAACAUUACACUUGCAGGAAUGAGUGCGGGUGGAGCUUCAACUACCCAACACCUUCACUCCACCACCCCACUCUGCAAACGCGCAAUCUCGAUGAGUGGACAAAACAUCCUCAUGUCCCCUCUUCUGUACGAAGUACACGAAAAGAGUUACGAAGCGGCUAUCAAAGCCUGGGGUUUUGAUAAAUUAUCGCCGGAAGAUCGCAUCAAAGCAAUUAUCGAGUCACCAGCUGCGGAGCUCGUGGAGAAGAUGCCUCCCGAUGUCUCUCCUAACUUUGCUGUGGACGGUGAUUUGAUUCCGAAUGCACCAACGUUUGCUCAGAUAUCCGACAAGUCUACGGCUAGCUAUCCUGUUGGAAAAAGUUGGUGCAAGGAGAUACUUAUUGGAGAUGCUCAACAUGAUACCUCUAUAUUCGCUGCACUCCUUGGAUUCCAGGCCAAGAACGCUGCACCGCGUUUUAUAUCCGCUCUUGAGACUGCUCUCUCCGCAUAUCCAGUGGAAAUCUCGUCUCAGAUACUAGCGUCAUACAAUAUAUCGUCGACAACGCCGGAUAAAGAGGCGUUUGACCGUAUCCUGGAGCUCACGGAUGAUAUUCUAUUCUACGCGCCUGUACUAGCAUAUGCAGCGGGCUGGCCCGAAGCCGGUAAUGCAUACGUCUAUUACUUCAACGAACAAAAUCCAUUUGAAGGUCCCUUUAAGGGUCAAUCCGCCCACAUUCUGGAUUUGGCUUAUUUCUAUCAGAAUUUCAAUGAUUACCUCACCCCCGAGCAGCAGGAAGUCGCACGAGCUUUUGCCGAGGAUCUUCUCAAGUUUGUUGCUGGCAAAGCGCCAUGGGAGCCUUGCAAGGAUAUGAGUGAGGGAUUCAGAGCGAGAGUAUUUGGACCCAGUGGGAAGCAGCAGGUGAGACGACUUGUGAAGGAAGCUUAUGGUGGUGAGACGCAGAGAAGAGGCGUGAUUCCAAAGCUUGCGAGCGAGAAGGGUGUUAAGUUGGAUGAUUUGACUGGAGUGUUCUUUGUGUUUUUGGGUAGUUUCUCGCCGUAG
Molecule: messenger RNA, 1632 nt
Organism: Talaromyces marneffei
Lineage: Eukaryota; Fungi; Ascomycota; Eurotiomycetes; Eurotiales; Trichocomaceae
Exons: 5
Coding region: 1-1632 (543 amino acids)
Source: RefSeq, a predicted model, not a curated record